Messenger RNA from Tetranychus urticae (two-spotted spider mite), 2531 nucleotides. RefSeq names its product translation initiation factor eIF2B subunit epsilon. Lineage: Eukaryota; Metazoa; Arthropoda; Arachnida; Trombidiformes; Tetranychidae. The record is from RefSeq and is a predicted model, not a curated record. Gene Ontology annotation, molecular function: guanyl-nucleotide exchange factor activity; translation initiation factor binding; translation initiation factor activity. Gene Ontology annotation, cellular component: eukaryotic translation initiation factor 2B complex.
UAUGAAACAACAAUUUCUUAAACUUACUCCAAUUAAAUUAGGCUUGUUUAAUUUGGACAUAAUUUUCCUAUUAAUUGUUUUUAACUGUUACUCGAAAUUUUAACUUUAUCAUCUCAUUUAAUUUAUCAGAAUGGUUUCAAAAGAGAAUACAGUUUAUCAAAGUGUCUUAAUUUGUGAUUCCUUCCAUAAUUAUUUCGGUCCCAUAGGUGAACACUAUCCUUCCUGUUUGGUCCCAUUAAUCAACCGACCUGUUAUUGAAUAUGCUCUUGAUAGCCUUCGAGUCUCAGGCAUCCAGGAAGUUUAUAUUUUCGCUUCCACACAUGCUGAUUUAAUCCGGUCUUAUGUCAAUAAACAUUGGACUCCUCAGUGUAACGAAGAUUUCAACAUUUUUGUCUACUCUUCAGAUCAUUACUUCUCUCUGGGAGAAAUUUUGAGAGAUCUUUUUUCAAAAGCUGUUAUUAGAAAUGAUUUUGUGCUCAUUUAUGGUGACACCGUCUGUAAUUUACCAUUCAAACAAUAUCUUGAUGAUUUCAAAGCAUUACGAUUGAAAGACAAAUUAUGUGUAAUGGCUCAUCUAUUUCGGCUGUCAUCUCCUCUUCAUCGAACUAGAAGGAAGGACGAUGAAUCUAUUGCUGUUUUGCAAGCUUCAGACAAGAGAUUACUUUGUUAUGAAAAAAUUCAUCUCAAGAAAAUAGAUUUAGACUUACUACUUUUUCAAAAUAACAAGGAUGUGGAAGUGCAUUUCGAUCUCCAGGACACUCAUAUUUCGAUUUGCUCUCUUUCUGUUUUAUCCCUGUUUGCUGAUAAUUUUGAUUACCAAACAAGAGAUGAUUUUAUCAAGGGAAUCAUGGGUCAAGAAGAAAUUUUAGGAAAUACAAUUUAUGCCAAAAUAUUGGAUUCGCCUUAUUAUGCAGCCAGAGCUGUAAGUCCAAUAGCAUAUGAUGCUAUAUCUCGAGAUAUCCUUCAGCGAUGGACUUAUCCAAAUGUUCCUGAUCUUUUAAUGAAUUAUGCGUAUUUAAGAAAUCAUAUUUAUAAAGAAGGAAUCUCAAAUAUCACAGCAGGUUCAAUACUUUCAAGAAAUAUUGCCAUUGGAGACAAAACCGAAAUUGGAGCAAAUGUCGAAAUUCAUUACUCUGUCUUAGGAUCCAAUGUAAGAAUCGGAAAUAAUGUCAGAAUAGAAGGAGCGUAUAUUUGGGACAAUGUUAUAAUCGAGGAUAAUUGUACAAUAAAAACUUCAAUAAUUGGGAAAAACGUUAUUAUUAAAGCGUCAACAAAUAUAAAUAAUGGCUGUUUGAUUGCUGAUAAUGUAAUCCUAGGACCCAACGUAAAUAUUAAAGAAAUCUCUUAUAUCGAUUCAAAACAUCGGGAUGAAGACGACCCAGGCAUUCUUGAAGUCCUUCAGCAGAUUGAUGCUAAAAAUCUUGGAGAAAGUGCAAAAGGUUUUGUAUGGAUCGAUGAUGGAAGGGAAGAUGGUCAAGAGGAGUCUGAUGGUGGCUCAUUUUCACCCGAAAUUUGGGGUUUACCUCCAGAUGAAUCAGAGCAAGGAAUAUCAUCAGCUUCAAGCUCUGAAAAUGAGCAAAGUGACGAUGAAUACGAGUACGAUUAUAAGUUUGGCGAUGGAGAUGAUGGAGAUGAUCAAAAAAGGUACUAUGCUGAAGUGGUUGAUAGUUUAAUACGAGGAAUUGAAUGCAAAAUUGCGUGCGAAAAUUUAAUUGUAGAGAUUAAUGCUUCAAAACAUGCAUACAAUAUUCAAUACAAGGAUGUUGCUUUUUUGGUGAGCCGAGCUAUAAUUGAUGCUGUCUCCAAAUUAGCUAAUCAAGAAGGUAAAGCUACAGCUGGAAAAAUUAAGGAGAUGGUCAAACAUCUAUCACCCUUGUACGUCAAUUACAUAAGAGAUGAUCAGGGCAAAAUAGACUGUCUUAAAGCCAUGGAAGAGUUUACUGUAUCUGUCAUGAAUCAAUCUUCAUCCAUACCUAUUCUAGUACAUUUUAUAAGUUACCUUUAUGACGAUAGUGUGCUGGACGAAGACACCAUAAUUCGUUGGCAUCAAAGAAUGGAAAUUCUUUAUUCUCCAGUUUCCGAGAUAGAUCAAUACGUGAUCGAACAGAAAAGCCUGCGAUCUCAUGCAAUCAUGUUAAAAUUCAUUGAAUGGUUAAAAACAGCCGAAGAAGAAUCAGAAUCUGAUUGAUUGAAUGUUAAAUAUCUACAAAUAUCCAAAAUUUGUAUUACUAAUUUAAAUUUAUUAACACUUGCAUUUACAAUGCAUAAACAAAGCAUAUUUUUUUAAACAAAAGACCGAUUGGCUAAAAAUCGAGAAAUAAGAUUUCCAUAGAUAUUGUGAGAAAAAUUACAUCAAUUUUAAUUUAUUUUGAGAAUCGUACAUUUUUCAAAAAAAAAUUUGAUGACAAUAAGUCAGUAAAUUGAUUGGUACUGAGAAUUUCCAUGAUUGAAUGAUUGUUAAUUGACGAUUGUUUUUUUCGUAACCAAAGUUACCUAUUUUUCACAUUAAAAGGUGUCGUCAAAGUAUAAAA